AUGAUUCCGUCCGAGGUCACCUUGCAGGAGUUGACUUCUGCUCCUUAUCUUGGCCGCGGAGCCGCGGCCAACAUCCUCGCGCAACCUCUUGGCUCCAAUCAAAUAAUUUUCAUCGAGGUCAACGACUUCCCCGGUGCUGGAGAUUACGAGAAUAACGAAAACGGUGCCUGGGUACCACGAUUUGUCGAGACGUCAAAUAGGCUGCCGUCUGCUCUCCCUCCGUCCGAGCUUGAUUCGGUGCAACAAAGACAUCAUGAGCUUGCCUUGGCUGCUGGUUUUUGCAAUGCCAUGCUGCAUAUCGAGGCCAAGCUGCGCAACUCGAGCUGGCACUAUGCAAUGGAUUCUGAUGCACACGGACUUGACGACCUGCAACUCAAAACAUCGACAACAACCACGACACAGCCAAAGGAUGUCUUCCCAAUUGAAAUUAAUUCCUGCCCACCAGGUUGGCAAGAAGUCGAAGUUACCGGACGUACACACGGUGCAUCUUAUUAUAGUCUCUCCCUUCCGAAUGCCUUGGGCGAUAAAUAG
Penicillium concentricum is the source of this 531-nucleotide messenger RNA. It is a transcript of the gene fmpC, whose product is annotated as ATP-grasp enzyme fsqD. The record is from RefSeq and is a predicted model, not a curated record. NCBI's taxonomy places the organism in Eukaryota, Fungi, Ascomycota, Eurotiomycetes, Eurotiales, Aspergillaceae. The coding region runs from base 1 to 531 and encodes 176 amino acids. The transcript is spliced from 2 exons.